AUGGGUGUGAUGGUGUCAACGCAACACAGACUGUGCCGCGUCCAGGAGCUGUUGGUCCGAGUCAACAGAGACGAUAUCCAGCACUACGAGCCACGGUCAUCCGCUAUCGAGGCUACACACUGGGGCUAUCGAGGCUACACACUGGGGCUAGCAAAUGGGCACUUAGCUGCGAGGCUAGCUGCUCACAAAACCCAGGAUGGUUCCGGAGUCUGGCCAGUAGAAGCAGUUCUUGGGUCUUUCCCUCUGUGUGACUUGACUGAGGAGGAUCUGUGUCAGAAUCCUCAGUUCUGUAAACUCAUGGCCACUCUGACCCAGCACGUGGACAGCACUGGACUCACACUAUCACUCAAGACAGAGCUGGACAAGGCCGAGCAGAGGCUGCAGAGCCAGAAGAGGAACUGGCUCCGUUCACAAGGUCUGUUCCAGUCUCUGAAGGAGAUGAUCCAGGAGCACUGUGUGAGGAAGCACUACGCCACUGUCCCACCGGACCAGAACAUGUUCUACGAGACGCUGGAAAAGUGUCUCCUGGUGACGCAGUGUGUUCGCAUGUUAGAUCCCAGCGACACCACUGAGAAGGAGCUGCCCAACGUCCUGGGUCUGCGGCCGGAGCAGGUGCUGCAGCUCAUGCCUCCCGACAAGAACGUGCAGAGAAUGAAACAAGGUCUUUCUUAUGAGCUGGAGAAACAUCUGAAGAAGAAGUGUCUAAGUCUGCUCUGUUACUGUCAUCCUGAGUGGGAAAGAGAAAGUGAAAACCUGAAAUGUACUAAACUGUUGCACCUGGCAAAGCAACUGGAGACGGACAGAAAGAGCGCAGAGAACCUGAAGGAGAGCAGUCGAGAGAAGAGCUUCCUGCUUCAGCGACAGUCUCAGCUUUAUCUCUCAGAGAUGAUUAAAUGCAUUAAACAUCUACAAACUCUGAUCCUGGAUCACAGACUGAAGAUUCAGACAGAGUUGGACAAGAAAAUGUUGGACUACUUUGAAGGCAAAUGUGAACUAGUCCUACAAAAGAUUAAAACUGAGAUGGUUGACAUUCAGCUGGACACGUACAAACCAGACACAAUAUCUGCCCACAGGAAAAUAAGAGAGAAAUUGGAGGCAGAGUUAAAGUGUUGUCAGGAGGAGAAGCAGUCUGUGAAGGUCAAACUUUCUUCUUUUGAGCUUUUGGGAAAAGAGUUCCAGGCCCUGGCUGAAGAUGUCACAGCCCUCUCCCCGUGUGCUACCACGGCAUGCUCCUCUCCUGUCCGCCACACCGGCCCGGACACCGCUUCACUGGAUUAUUUCACCAUGUCGGAGGUUCGCAAAUUCACCAAGAGACUGAGCAAGCCCGGGACCGCAGCGGAGGUCCGGCAGAGCGUGUCCGAAGCCGUGAGGAGCACAGUGGAGCUGGUGGAGCAGCCAAAGAUCAUUGAGCCGCUGGACUAUGAGAGUGUGGUGUUCCAGAGAAAAGCCCAGAUCCACAGUGACCCACACCGAGACCUCCUGCUGUGCCCCGUGGAUGAUGUGUCGGAAACACAGAUUUCCCGCCAGAGGAGGACGGUCGUUCCCUCAGUGCCACAGAACGCCGAGCGAGAAGCCAGGAGUCUGUUUGCCAAAGAGUGCAUCAGGAUGUACAACACAGACUGGGAGGUCAUCAACUACAAAUACGAAGCAUACUCCGGAGACUUCCGCAUGCUGCCCACCAAAGGCCUGAAGUCGGACAAGCUCCCGGCACAAGUGUUUGAGAUCGAUGAGGACGCUAAAGACGAGGACUCUUCGUCGCUGUGCUCUCAGAGGGGAGGCGUGAUGAAGCAGGGCUGGCUGCAGAAGGCCAACAUCAACAGCAGUUUGUCUGUGUCCAUGAGGGUUUUCAAACGGCGCUACUUCUACCUGUCCCAGCUUCCCGACGGCUCCUACAUUCUCAACUCGUACAAAGACGAGAAGAACUGCAAAGAAACCAAAGGCUCCAUCUACCUGGACUCGUGCAUCGACGUCAUUCAGAGUUCCAAAAUGCGGCGGAACUGCUUCGAGCUGAAGAUGCAGGAGCGCUACAGUCACUUUCUGGCGGCGGACAGCGAGGCCGAGAUGGAGGACUGGGUCUGUACGCUCAGACAGGCUCUGAGCAGCGCGGAGGCGGGGCCUGAGCGCCGGAACGGAGCCGAGACAGACUGCGCCUUGGAUGACGACAGCAGCAGCCAGGGAAAAGGGGAGGGUCUGCUGGAGAACCUCGGGAGGAGCCUACACCCGGAGCUCAUGAAGUACGCCAGAGAGACAGACCAGUUCAAUAAGAUGAGCCGGAGCGAGGGCAGACAGAAGCUGUUCUCUCUCGACCCGGAGACACAGAGGCUGGACUUCUCUGGGAUCGAGCCCGAAGUGAAGCCUUUCGAAGAGCGGUUUGGUCGCCGCAUCAUGGUCAGCUGCCACGACCUGAGCUUCAGUCUGCAGGGCUGCGUCAGCGAGAGAGCCGACGGCGUUCUCACCAACGUGGAGCCGUUCUUCAUCACCCUCGCUCUGUUCGACGUCUCCAAGAACUGCAAGAUCUCGGCCGACUUCCACGUGGACCUGAACCCGGCGGUCGUGAGGGACAUGCUAACCGAUGCCUCCGGCCAGCCCUCCCCCUCCCCCUCCUCCGACUCCUCAGAGGGGGGAGGAGGGGUAGGAGCAGCCGCUAUGGUGAACGGAGGCAGUGGGAGCGGGCUGCCUGUGGUGCAGAGGGCGUCAGAGGCCGUGCUGAGGUUCCCCACACAGGGAAUCUUCUCCGUGACCCACCCUCACUCCAACAUCUUCCUGGUGGCACGAGUGGAGAAAGUCCUGCAGAACGGGAUCACCCACUGUGCAGAGCCGUACAUCAAGACCUCAGACACUACCAAGACGGCUCAGAAGGUGCUAAAAUCAGCCAAACAGACGUGCCAGCGCCUGGGCCAGUACAGGAUGCCUUUCGCCUGGGCUGCCAAGCAGGUUUUCAAAGACGCUCAGGGCAGUUUGGACAUGGAUGGGAAGUUCUCUCCGUUGUACCGACAGGACAGCAGCAGGAUCUCCUCCGAGGACCUGCUGAAGCUUCUGGCCGACAUCAAGAAGCCCGAGAAAAGCAAAUCUCAGACUAUCCCAGGACAACUGAAUGUCAUCAUUGAAUGUGUACCUCCAGAUUUCUCAAACACCGUCACCUCGUCCUACAUCCCCGUGAAGCCGUUUGAGGAGGGCUGUGAGCGCAUGUCUGUGGAGGUGGAGGAGUUUUUACCCGAAGAAGCCAAAUACAACUUCCCUUUUACAAGCUACAAGAACCAGCUGUACGUCUACCCCCUGCAGCUCAAGUACGACAACCAGAAGACGUUCACCAAGGCACGAAACAUAGCUGUGUGUGUUCAGUUUAAAGACUCGGAUGAAGAAGGAACAACCCCUUUAAAGUGCAUCUACGGAAAGCCAGGAGACUCACUCUUCACCAGCAGUGCGUACGCAGCUGUGCUGCACCACAACCAGAGCCCUGACUUCUACGACGAGAUCAAAGUGGAACUCCCGGUCCACGUGCACGAAAAACACCACAUCCUCUUCACCUUUUACCACAUCAGCUGCGAGUCCAGUAGUAAAACCAGCAGCAAGAAACGAGAGGGCGUCGAGACUUUAGUGGGAUACUCGUGGACGCCUUUGCUCCGAGAUGGAAGGAUGCAGUCUGUGGACAUGCAGUUACCAGUCGCAGCCACUUUACCUCCAGGAUAUCUGUGCAAAGACUCCCGCAAGUCUCAACCGGAUGUCAAAUGGGUGGAAAACGCCAAAUCCCUUUUCAAAGUGAGAACUCAUGUAGCCUCCACCAUCUACACUCAGGACCUGCAUCUACACAACUUUUUCCAACACUGUCAGCUGCUCAGGACGACCUCCGAGGGCAGCCCCGCAGAUCUGAUCAAAUACCUCAAGUGCCUUCAUGCGAUGGAGACCCAUGUGAUCAUCCACUUCCUGCCCACGAUUCUGAUGCAGCUGUUUGAAGUCCUCACCUCCGCGACCAAAGAAUCCCAAGACACCGCCGUCAACUCCCUGCGGGUUAUUAUACAUAUUGUGUCCAAAUGCCACGAAGAAGGAGUGGAGCACUACCUGCGAUCUUUUGUUAAGUUUGUGUUUGUGAGCCGUCCUUCUGCAGGGAGUUCCUCUACGACUCAUGAGGUGUUGGCCACGGCUGUCACCACGGUCCUGAAGCAGACGGCGGACUUCAUCACCUCCAACAAACUGCUGAAGUAUUCCUGGUUCUUCUUUGAAACGAUGGCAAAGUCAAUGGUCCAUUAUCUGCAAGAAGGAAACCGGAUGAAGAUGCCCCGAACUCAGAGGUUUCCGGAGAGUUUCCACCAGUCGCUGCAGUCUCUGGUCCUGUCUAUCAUGCCACACAUCACCAUCCGCCAUUUCGAGAUCCCAGAGGAAGCCCGCGCCGUCAACCUCAGCCUUGCCCAUUUCAUUAAGAGGUGUUUGACGUUGAUGAACAGAGGGUUUGGGUUUGCGCUGGUCAAUCACUACAUGUGUCACUUCACUCUGAAGGAUCCAAAGGUUCUGUCUGAGAUGAAAUUUGAGUUCCUAAUGACCGUCUGCAACCACGAGCACUUCAUCCCCCUGAACCUGCCCAUGGCGUUCGGACGCACAAAGCUGCAGCGAGUUCAAGAUUUUAUUCCAUAUGCGACGGAGCUUUUUGGGCCUGUAGUAGAGCAGAGCCUGGAGUACAACCUGACAGAGGAGUUCUGCAGACAUCACUUCCUGGUGGGUCUGCUGCUGCGGGAGGUGGCGGAGGCUCUAGUCCAAGCUCCCGAGGUGCGGCAGCUGGCUGUGAGCGUGCUCAAGAACCUGCUCAUCAAACACGCCACAGACGACCGCUACACGGCCUUUAAGAACCAGCAGGCCCGGAUCUGCCUCCUGUACCUGCCCUUGGUGGAGCUGAUGUACCAGAACCUCCAACAGCUCUCUGCUCCUCCCUACACCGUCAGCCCCGGACUCAAUGGAUCCAGAGACGACCUACUCUGCUCUGGAUCCUCCGACAGCAGGAGGACCAGUACCGCGGUAGACAGAGACCACGGUCUACUGGUCCUGAACGGUCUUGUCAGACGAGAGGACUCCAGAGGCUCGCUGUUCAUGGACCCUCCAGAGUCUGAGCUGCAGCGUAGAUCCUCCACCAUGAGCUGCAGUCCGGUGCCUCCUUUGGGUCGACUCGGUUCUUAUGAGAUCAAAGGCCUUCUGCUGUGUUUCCUCCACAUCACCAGGACCAUGGCCGAAGAUACUUUGAUGGCCUACUGGAACAAACUCAACCCACAAGACGUCAUGAACUUCCUCAGUUUACUCGAGGUUUGCAUCGUUCAAUUUCGAUACCUGGGGAAAAGGAACAUUGGACGGAGCCAAGACGUGUGUUUGUCUAAACUGUUUUCGUCAGAGAGAAAGUCCCAAACGAUGCCUGUCAUGAGGUGCCACAGAGCCAGCCUCAUGCAAACCAAGAUCAACCAGUUCAUGGAGGCCUCCCUCACCCUCAACAUCGGCAAUGGUCUUUCUGAAGCGGAGAUCCACCACCAGGCUCUGCUGGAGGGAAACAUGUCCACAGAGAUCAGCCUCAGUGUCCUGGAUGUGCUGGCUCAGUUCACUCACUGUUUCAAGAACCAGCUUCUGGAAACAGACGGCCACAAUCCACUGAUGAAGAAAGUCUUUGACGUCUUCCUCACAUUCCUCAGAAUUGGCCAAUCAGAGACGGCCGUCAGGCACGUGUUCGCCGCCCUCAGAGGACUCAUCAACAAGUUCCCGUCGGUGCUGUUCAAAGGCCGUGUGACCCUGUGUGAAGCCCUGUGCUGCGAGGUCCUCAAGUGCUGCGUGUCCAAACUGGGCCUGCUCCGAGCCGAGUCGUCCGCCCUGCUCUACCUGCUGAUGAAGAACAACUACGAGUUCACCAAGAGGAAGACCUUUCUGCGCACGCACCUGCAGAUCAUCAUUGCGGUGAGUCAGCUGAUCUCAGACGUGGCUCUCACCGGCAGCUCGCGCUUCCAGGAGUCUCUCUCCAUCAUCAACAACUUUGCAAAUAGUGACAAAGCCAUGAAGUCCACCGCGUUCCCGUCGGAGGUGAAGGGUCUGACCAAACGGAUCCGCACGGUGCUGAUGGCCACGGCGCAGAUGAAGGAGCACGAGAAGGACCCAGAGAUGCUGCUGGACCUGCAGUACAGCCUGGCCCGCUCCUACGCCAGCACCCCCGAGCUGCGCCGGACCUGGCUGGACAGCAUGGCCCGGGCCCACCUCAAGAACGGAGACCUGUCUGAGGCCGCUAUGUGCUACGUCCACAUCGCUGCGCUGGUGGCAGAAUACCUCCACAGGAAAAAGCUGUUCCCGACUGGACUGGCCGCCUUUAAGAAGAUCACCUUUAAUAUUGAUGAGGAAGCGGCCAUGAGAGAAGACACGGGAAUGCAAGACGUCUAUUAUUCUGAAGAGGUCCUGGUGGAACAUCUGGAGGUCUGUGUCGAGGCCUUGUGGAAAGCAGAACGCUACGAGCUAAUCACACACAUCGCUAAACUCCUCAUUCCUAUUUAUGAGAAACGGCACGACUACGAGAAACUGAGCCGCUUGUAUGACACGCUCCACCGGGCCUAUAACAAGAUCAUGGAGGUGAUCCAGUCCGGGCGCCGGCUCCUGGGGACCUACUUCAGAGUGGCCUUCUAUGGACAGGGAUUUUUCGAAGAGGAGGACGGCAAGGAGUACAUUUACAAAGAACCAAAACUCACGGGUUUGUCGGAGAUCUCCCAGAGGCUCUUGACACUGUACGGAGAGAAGUUUGGACCGGAGAAUGUCAAAAUCCUUCAAGACUCAAAUAAGGUGAACGCCAAAGAGCUGGACCCCAAGUUCGCGUACGUGCAGGUGACGUUUGUGAAGCCAUUUUUUGAGGAGAAGGAGGCGCCAGAGAAGAAGACGGACUUUGAAAAAUGUCACAACAUCAAUCGCUUUGUGUUCGAGACGCCGUACACGCUGACGGGAAAGAAGCACGGCGGCGUGGAAGAGCAGUGCAAGAAGAAGAUCGUCCUGACAAGCGCCAGCACGUUCCCGUACGUGAAGAAGCGAGUGGAGGUGUUGGGGGAGCGGCAGGUGGACCUCAAACCCGUGGACGUGGCCAUCGACGAGAUGAAAGCUCGCACCGCAGAACUAAACAAACUCUGCUCCAGUCCCGAAGUCGACAUGAUCCAACUCCAGCUCAAACUGCAGGGAUGUGUGUCCGUCCAGGUAAACGCCGGCCCCAUGGCGUACGCUCGGGCCUUCCUGGACGACAGCAGAUCCAGUCACACCAACAGCAAGAAGUCCAAAGAGCUCAAGGACAUUUUCCGGCAGUUUGUCCAGGCCUGCAGCAUCGCUCUGGACAUCAACGAACGUCUGAUCAAAGAGGAUCAGGUCGAGUAUCACGAAGGCCUCAAGUCCAACUUCAAAGAUAUGGUCAAAGAGCUGUCGGAGAUAAUCCACGAGCAGAUCUACCAGGAGGAUAUGCUCCGGUCGCUGCUUCACAACUCUCUCCAUGUGUUCCGGGUGAUCAGCGGCACAUCCGCGGAGCUGGGAUGA
Molecule: messenger RNA, 7524 nt
Organism: Knipowitschia caucasica
Lineage: Eukaryota; Metazoa; Chordata; Actinopteri; Gobiiformes; Gobiidae
Source: the annotation of a GenBank genome assembly